CAGCAAAAACUUUGCAAUAUCUUUCUGCAACUACCUUAUAUUUAAGCUGCUGGCUCUUAGUGUUUACGCAAAAAGGCCGUAUGGACAAAAAGAGAAUGGGACGAAACGACUGAGUGCUGCGCUUAUGUCUCGUGCCAGUCUCUUCUGGCCUCUUAAUCCCUGGUAAUCCAUGAUUUCGAGAGAAAAACUCGUUUUCUAAAAAGACACAGAGUGCCAACAGCUCAACCUCAUAAUAGGUCCGUAGGACAAAAUAGAAAAAUCCAUUUUGCACAUCGGAACAAGACCAUUAAGGCCAAGCAAGUGCUUACAAAGGACUUGGGACAAAAUAUGGCAAGAUAUUGUCCUACUGGGAAAAUAAUUUUGGCAUUUACUGCGGUUGUGUGCUUUGUAUGUCCAGCCGUGGCGUGGCAAUGCAGCAACUGUGCGGUUCCAUAUAAAGCCGUGGGCUGCUUCCAGGACAGUCCAGCUCGUGCACUCAAAGAACAAGUGCUGAAUGAGCGCGACCCAAAAAGUAAAGUGUACAAAGGCAACAGGAUCGAUUGGACGAACUGGAAUAAUUACAUGCCAGCGUUUGCUUGCAGAUGUGCGGAGAUUGUCAAGGCUAAAGGCUACACUGUGUUCGGCUUGCAGUUCUACGGUAGGCGUUGGCAAACAUCCCCGGGGGAGGGAGAAAAUUCCACAUAAAAAGGACGGCGGUUUCCCGUCGAAAAUUUUGAAAA
Orbicella faveolata is the source of this 719-nucleotide messenger RNA. RefSeq lists its product as uncharacterized. Lineage: Eukaryota; Metazoa; Cnidaria; Anthozoa; Scleractinia; Merulinidae. The record is from RefSeq and is a predicted model, not a curated record.